UCCGAGCCAGCAGGGGGCGUCGUUUCUGUACAUUCAGAUCGCUGCUUCGCCGGGCGGGAUUUCCGCAAUAAUAUCAAGUAUGGCGAAGACAUACGACUAUUUGUUUAAAUUACUGUUAAUCGGCGACUCUGGUGUCGGGAAGACCUGUGUUCUGUUCAGGUUUUCAGAAGACGCCUUCAACUCGACGUUUAUCUCAACAAUAGGCAUUGAUUUCAAGAUUAGGACAAUAGAGCUUGACGGCAAGAAGAUAAAGUUACAGAUAUGGGAUACGGCUGGCCAGGAGCGCUUCCGAACAAUCACAACAGCCUACUACAGAGGAGCAAUGGGCAUCAUGCUUGUCUACGACAUCACCAACGAGAAGUCUUUUGAAAAUAUCAAGAACUGGAUAAGGAACAUAGAGGAGCAUGCAUCAUCUGAUGUUGAGAAGAUGGUCCUUGGCAACAAGUGUGACAUCAACGACAAGCGGCAGGUGUCCAAAGACAGGGGGGAGAAGCUUGCGUUAGAGUAUGGAAUAAAGUUCAUGGAGACCAGUGCAAAGGCCAACAUCAACGUGGAAAAUGCAUUUUUGACACUUGCCAGAGACAUCAAAUCAAAAAUGGACACAAAAUUGGAGGGCAAUACACCGCAGGGGAGCAGUCAUGGAGUCAAGAUAUCAGAGCCUCAGAAAAAGACCAGCUUCUUCCGCUGUAGCCUACUCUGAGGACCGAGGCCUUCGAUGCUGGCAGGACACAAAUGGACUGUGCUUGCUCUUAGCACUUCCUUCCCCUUUGAUAUUUCUGUCCUACCAGACCACACAAACCAUUAUAUUCCAAGUAAGAGGAGGACUUCCCCUCCUCUCUUCCUCUUCUGAAAGCUUCCAGUGGUGCACCUCUUCCAUUUUAAGGAGGUCUGUUGUCUUCAUGGGUCAGAGUGCUUGACUGGUCGAGGACUCAACCAGGUGCAUUGUCCAGAUGUUCCUUAUCACACAAAAGACAGGCUCUUACUUCUGAUGGUAGUCUCUCUGUACUGCGCAUUCAUAUUUCACACAGCCAGUAGCACAACCAAGGAAAAGAAAUCAUUUGAUUAAUGUCAAGGUUUUGGGAUUGCAAAUACAAAUGUGAUAUUUAGAUCUAUUUUUAUUAGUGCUCUUUCCCUUUCAUGUUAUAAAUGUCAACCAGAGACUGAAAGGCUUGAACUCUAGUGAAACAGAGUUGCACAUGCUUUCAUUUUCAUUUCAGCAGGUCAGAAUCAAAUCACACAUAAGGCAGUCAAGGAUCAGAGAGGAGCUGGAUUGAAAGGUUUUCCAUUUGAGUUCUGCUCUUUGGUUUGCGUGUAGUCCUUGACAAUCAUUUGAUGUGACAAAAAAUGUGUGUUUCAUCUUGCCCCGAUCAUUACACACUGCCUCCAACUCCAACUUUUUUUUUUUAAACCUUACUGCAAUAGCUUUCAAGUGCUGGAAGACAGUUUGGCAACAGAAAACCUAAAAAUAUAAUCCAGAUUCAAGUUCUGCUGUCGAAUUAUCAGCAGAGUAUUGGUUUCUCCUUAGGCUUUCUCUGGUGUAGUAACCUGCAAGAAAGUAUUGUACAUACAAAAUUUUUGAGCACAUUGUGAAAGUGAUAAUGUGCUGACACUGCAUUAUUACCCAUUUGUAAGAACACUUUUAAGGAAAAUAUCAAGAUGUGCACAAUGUAUAAUUUAAAUGAUCCUCCACAAAUACAUACAGUGUCAUAAGAUUAGGGCUGCAAGUAAUGAUUAUUUUAUCAAUUAUCCUUUCAUUUUUUUUCUUGAUUCCUCUAUUAAUUGGUCUAUAAAACAUCAGAAAACAUGGGAAAAUGCUUGUUAAAGUUUCUUAAAGUCCAAGGUGACGUUUUCAAAAUGUCUUGUUUUGUCUGAUCAACAGUCCAAAACCACAAAACAUUGAGUGUACUAUCACAUAAGACAUAGAAAAGCAGCAAAACCUCACAUUUGAGAAGCUGGAACUAGCUAAUGUUUUGGUAUUGGUAUAUGGUAAUGGUAUUUUUGCUUGAAAACUGAUUUAAAACGAUUUAAUGAAAACGGUUUGCAAUUUAUUUUCGCACUUGACUAAUUGUUUCAGCUCUAAAUAAGAUUACUUUAAAGUUCUGCCUUUUAAUUUGACUUGAAGGUUUUGUAGCAGCUCUGAUUCACACUCAAGCUAAAUGAUGUCUCUGGUUGUCUGAUCAGCAAUUAAAAUCCCUUUUGAAGUUUUGCGCUGUAAGCCCCUUCUCCUGCUAUCCACUCAGCUCUCCUUGCACUUUACCAGUAACUUGUGUUUUGUGUGUAGUCUGUGCCAAGUGAUAGUUUUGCAAUACAACAAUACAAUUACUUAGUUAAAAACAUUUUGAUCCAUUGAGUCCUGGUAGUAUAAUGGGCAUAGUUCCUAAAUUUUACUGCACCUACUUAUAAAUGACUUGAUCUCCUUUGCUAUUUCACUGCUAGUGAUCCACUGUCCUGGUAUAGUUCACUGAAAAACAUUGCCCUAAUGUAUUUCAACAGCUUUAUAUAUUUUAUAAAAAAGGAAAAAGAAUUUGCAAGCCUCUGUUUCUGUGCUAUAGCCAUGGCUACUUCCCUGCCAAAUUGUAGUUUAAAAGUGAUGUUUUCUUAGCUUAUUACAUGAACACUGGCUUGACCUAAGCUGAAAGGUGGUCCUAUUUGUAUUCUUGCUCUUGUGUUUGAUUGUGGUCCUUUAGUUUGACAGCUAGGUGGCAUCACUGACACAGUAUACAUUAUAGGUGACCACCUGAACUCAAAUUUUAAUCAGUAUUUUAUUAAGACCACGAACCACAGUUAACUAUACUUGUGCGAUCCAAACGUAACCACUAUUUAACAUUGAUGUUGAGUCUCAAUCUUUUUCCAUUGUUCCUCACGGUUCCUACCUACAUUUGUUAUUAGUCUGAAAAUCAAACUCCUAUAUGCACAAUAUUGAGGGAGGAUUUAUUUUGCUUGCCUGCACUUUUUUUAGUUUUAUUUUUUUAUAUCAAGUAAUUCGGGACCUCAUGAUUAUCAUGGCCAUUUGUCUUAACCGCUAAUACUCAGUUCUGUCAUAGGUGAGCUAUGCAUUGUGAAUCUUGGACCUGUGCAUAUUUGUGUAAUGUAAUUUUCAGACAUACUUGUAGACCUGUACAGUUGAAUGUAUGGGCUUUUGUUAUUUUUGUUUUGUGUCGUUCACUGAGCCAAAAACAGCACAGAAAUGGCAUUGCUACAUCAAUGCGAGUGAAAAUUAGCAUGAUGGAAGAUUAAGUGGGAAGAGUCUGGACGUUGAAAUGGGGAGAUGGUGCUGAUGUCUCAUUCGAGUGAUACUGUAGCUUUAAGUCAUAAAUAGAAACAGAGAGCAGAUUUUUGUGGGACACAAGUUGUCAUUUUCAGCUGAAAUGAUACUCCUUCUUUGAUUUUGUUUUUUAAUCAUAUCCUUUUCUUAAGACUCACAUGUCAUAAUAUACUGUACAUCCCUUUUUACAGCCAUAUUGUCAUUCUAUCAAUUGUGAAGUACACAGGGAGAAUAAUAAAAUACAACUUGGGAGAGAAAAAAAGACACAAACAUUGUAAAUAUCACAUUGAAAUAAGAGAUCUACUUAAGUUUUACUGUACUUUCUAAAACUCAUGAAAAUGUAUCUACAAUUUGUAGAUAUGUGUACUUUUGAUUUAAUAAAAUAAGAUUAUAAAACAUCA
Siniperca chuatsi (mandarin fish) is the source of this 3666-nucleotide messenger RNA. Its product is annotated as ras-related protein Rab-8A-like. Gene Ontology annotation, cellular component: dendritic spine; synaptic vesicle; endosome. Gene Ontology annotation, biological process: protein secretion; neurotransmitter receptor transport to postsynaptic membrane; cellular response to insulin stimulus. Gene Ontology annotation, molecular function: GTPase activity; GTP binding. Lineage: Eukaryota; Metazoa; Chordata; Actinopteri; Centrarchiformes; Sinipercidae. The transcript has 8 exons. Bases 80 to 700 code for a protein of 206 amino acids. The record is from RefSeq and is a predicted model, not a curated record.